Molecule: messenger RNA, 1260 nt
Organism: Anopheles maculipalpis
Lineage: Eukaryota; Metazoa; Arthropoda; Insecta; Diptera; Culicidae
Gene: NiPp1
Product: nuclear inhibitor of protein phosphatase 1
Exons: 5
Coding region: 19-1260 (413 amino acids)
Cellular component (GO): nuclear speck
Molecular function (GO): mRNA binding; protein binding; protein serine/threonine phosphatase inhibitor activity
Source: RefSeq, a predicted model, not a curated record
CGCUAACCACUCACGCCAAUGUCAAAUCACUAUGAUAUUCCAUCUUGGGCCGGAAAACCACCGACCGGUCUGCAUCUGGAUGUGAUGAAGGAGGACAAGCUGAUCCAGAAAUUGAUGAUCGACGAGAAACGAUGCUACCUGUUCGGGCGCAAUCCGCAGAUGAACGAUUUCUGCAUUGACCAUGCGUCCUGUUCGCGUGUACACGCUGCGUUCGUCUAUCACAAGCAUCUGCACAUCGCCUACUUGGUAGAUCUAGGCAGCACGCACGGCACAUUUAUCGGUUCGGUCCGGCUGGAAGCGAACAAACCAACGCAGCUACAGAUCAAUAGUCAGUUUAGCUUCGGCGCCUCGACACGCCAUUACAUACUGCGCGAGCGACCUACGGUCGGUUCCCGCACGAACAUUAUGGAGGACAUACCGAUGAUGGACAUCAGCGAUGGCACCUUCCUGGGGUUGCCCGAAAGUCAAACCGAGCUGGAUAAUCUUACCGAGUACAACACCGCCCACAACCGGCGCAUUUCAAUGCUGGGUAUAUCGGACGACGGUGGUACUGUUGGUGGUGCGGGUGGUACCGGUGGACCGGGCGGUAACGGUGGCAAUUCGUACAAAAAAAGCAAACGAAACAAACGGAAAGGUGUUGCGUUUAAUGAGGAUGAAAUUAUUAUUAAUCCCGAGGACAUUGAUCCAUCGAUUGGACGGUUCCGCAAUCUCAUCCAAUCGACUGUAGUGCCAGUGUCGGCGAAACGUGCCAAACUGGAGGUUCAAAACAAUAUGGGCAUUGUGACGUCGGUUAUGAAAUCCGGUGGCUUCCAUCUGCAUGCCCAGCAUCAUACGCUUGCCGGUGGUGGCCAGCAGCAUCCAAACGCACCGCCCAGCCUUUACCAUGGAAUUGAUCCGGUAGAUGGUGGGAAUGCGGGUGGAACUGGCGGUGGAUCUGGAUCCGGUAGUUCCUCAUCGGAUGGGCGUGGGUACGGGAGCUUCGAUAUGGACACCACACCGAGCGGACUGUCGACAAAGUUGGGCAUACUGUUGCCUAAUCCGGCACCGGAUGUAAAUCCAACGCCAGUACCGGUACGGGAGGCAGCAUCGGUUCCGAUGUUUGCUGUACCGGGUACGACCACAUCCGGUGGGGGUGGUGCCAUCAGUAACAAUGCUAAAGCAGGCGAGAAACAACCGGACACGUCGGAUGAGCCGAAGAAGAAAAAAUAUGCCAAGGAACAGUGGCCUGGUCGGAAACCGCUCGGGUUGGGUAGCUUUUAG